This is a messenger RNA of Procambarus clarkii (red swamp crayfish), 550 nucleotides long. The record is from RefSeq and is a predicted model, not a curated record. NCBI's taxonomy places the organism in Eukaryota, Metazoa, Arthropoda, Malacostraca, Decapoda, Cambaridae.
AUGACUCUUAAAGUAUCUUCUUAUGGACAAGGACAGACACAGGGACAAGGACAGACACAGGGACAAGGACAGACACAGGGACAAGGACAGACACAGGGACAAGGACAGACACAGGGACAAGGACAAACACAGGGACAAGGACAGACACAGGGACAAGGACAGACACAGGGACAAGGACAGACACAGGGACAAGGACAGACACAGGGACAAGGACAGACACAGGGACAAGGACAGACACAGGGACAAGGACAGACACAGGGACAAGGACAAACACAGGGACAAGGACAGACACAGGGACAAGGACAGACACAGGGACAAGGACAGACACAGGGACAAGGACAGACACAGGGACAAGGACAGACACAGGGACAAGGACAAACACAGGGACAAGGACAGACACAUGGACGUAAAGGAAGACACCGGGACGUGAAGAAAGACACAUAUAAGGACAAAGACAGACACAUGGCCGUGAACACAUACAGGGACAAAGACAGAGAGAAACAGAAUGGGGCACAAAUACUGAAACAGAGUCCGGGACAGAUGGCGCCAG